Molecule: messenger RNA, 240 nt
Organism: Clunio marinus
Lineage: Eukaryota; Metazoa; Arthropoda; Insecta; Diptera; Chironomidae
Source: the annotation of a GenBank genome assembly
AUGCUCAAAGUCUCUGUUCAAGUAAUUAAGGAGAGUAGCUCAGAAUUUUAUUCCCUUUUUUCAAUGAACAAAAUCGUGAGAAAUGUUCAGACUUUGUUUGAUAACAAGCUAUCCAAGUGGAGCGAGUCACGAAACCAAGAAGUCAUCGUUGGGAUUUUCAUGAGUUUGAUGGAAACUGCUGACUGCUUGCUCAUCACAUGCCAUAUAGUUCACAAUAAAAUACUAAAGCGAAGAGAAUGA